CUGAGACAGUGUGAGUGUGUCACAGUGCUCCGUGAUUUCCCUGUCGUCUGUACGAUCCCAGCAGUGCAGUCCCUGGUGAGCAAGAUGCCAGAUGCCUGUCAGCUGGGCAUCUCCAACACAGACUGCUGCUCAAGAGAAGCCACUGACUUUCCCACUCUGCAGUCAAACCGAGCGAACACCCCUCUUCGGCGCAAUUGCACAGCUGCCGUAGGCAGUCAAGAGCAAAUGGGACAAACGGGCUGAGAGCUGGAUUCACCUCCCUGCCAUGGCCGUGUCAGACAGGUCAGGUGGUUUGCUAGAGGGUUCUCUGGACACAGCCCUUUUCACAAGAGCACCCCAAGCCUCAUCUUUCUCCCUCUCUGUCCCCCUCUGGCUGUCAUUGUGUUGUAAUUUUGUAAUGUUUCUCUAAAUAAAGAUGUGGUCAUAUUGGGGCGAUAACAGUACAGAGGGGAGGGGCCCUUGAAGAUGCUCUUCUUCUAUAAACCCAGGAGCAAGUGAUCAGGAAUGCAGUCAGCAAAUCCACUCUGCAGGAAAGGAAAAAGUCGCUGCUUGUUGCUAUGGAAACUAUCUGUUCAGAGAAUUUAGAAGAGACAGGGGGUCCUGGCCAAACGAUGGAGUAUGAGGAAGAAGAGGAGCCCCUUCCUGCACCUGUUACCGCGGAAGAAGAAGCACCAGAUGAGACUCAACAUGAGCCCAGUCCUCCAGAACCCAAGAAACCCUGGCAGCCCAGCAUAUACUGCACCUUCGACAAGGAACGCCACCAUUUUGUGGGCUAUGAGAUCUGUAUCCGGGAGUCGAUUGACUCCUACGGCGCGAUCGUUUGGCCAGCGGCAGUGGCCUUGUGCCAGUAUCUUGAGAACAAUCAGCAUCAAUUUAAUCUGCAAGACAAGUCCGUCCUUGAGAUCGGAGCAGGAACAGGGCUGCUCUCCAUAGUGGCUUGCUUGCUCGGGGCAUGGGUCACAGCCACUGAUCUGCCUGAAGUCCUGGGUAACCUCAGAUCCAACCUGACAAAGAAUACCCGCGGACUCUGCAGGUAUAACCCUCAGGUGGCCGAGCUGUCGUGGGGUAAGGACUUGGAGCACACCUUCCCAAGAUCCGUUUACCGGUAUGACUAUGUCCUGGCGGCCGAUGUUGUCUACCACCACGAUUAUCUGGACAGUCUGCUCGUCACGAUGCAGCACUUCUGCCAGCCUGGCACAACCCUUCUGUGGGCAAACAAGGUCAGGUUUGAGUCAGAUAUAAAGUUCACCGAAAAAUUCCAAAGCACGUUCUGCACCACGCUUCUGGGAGAGUUUCCAGACACGAAUGUCAAGAUCUUCAUGGCAACAUUGAAAGAGAAAGCCUUCCUUUCCUGAGGAAAAAGGAAAUGCAUAACAGGCAGCUUUAGUGAAUUUUUAAGAUUUAUCAGAAUGUCUCAUUGUCUCCAUGUCUCAGCCAGGCAGUUCAGCAAAUCCCCCCUGCUGUCCUCAACACUAACCUUGUAUUCAGUUCUUGUUUUUGACAUUCCUUGCAGACAUCGCUUUAUAAAUGUUAGCAGUAACUUGAAGUCAUUUAGUACAUAUUUACUGUAAAGUUGACCAUACAGUGUAUAUAACUACACAACUGGAAGAAGACAGCAUAUCAUUUUUUGAACUAUGUUUCAUUUGUGUUUGCUUUAUCGCAGGAAUGGCUCUAUACACUACUAGAGCAUGUAGCAUCUUUAAAUAACAGGUCUUAUAAUUUGUGAGCUGCUUAGUUCUGUACCACUUGAUGGAAUCAACUUACAAAACGCUUGUGUGGUGGGUACUCUUAGAGAGCCAGGCGAUUGUACUCCUGGUAAGAGCAGCAGCCCCCAGGAGCCUGUCCUGGGGCGUAUGAUACAAGGAUGGACCCCUGCCAGCCCACUGCAAGGCACUUCUAGACACACAGCGACCCUGGCCAGACGGGAGGAAAGUGCAGCACCCAUCUAGUAAAAGCCCAGAAGGACACAGAGAGCCAUGUGCAGGCUCCUCAUAGGAGGCACACCUGGCCCAGAAUCGAACCCAGGGCCCAGAUGAGGUGUUAACCACCGUACUGCCCUAUUAAAACAUCAUAUUGGUACUGUACAUACUGGCAAACCAUUCAUUUUCUAGCUUUAGGAAGAGAGUUUUAAAUAAGUGGAGGAAUGACCUAGUGCUCGAUUUCCCCAGAAAUACGAACCCUGUUGUUUAAUCUACAAAUAAAUAAUUGCAUUAAAUAAUCGGGCUGGUUUGGGUUUUUUACCGUCGGGAAAAAAAUAAGAUAA
This is a messenger RNA of Lepisosteus oculatus (spotted gar), 2263 nucleotides long. Its product is annotated as protein-lysine methyltransferase METTL21C. Gene Ontology annotation, biological process: peptidyl-lysine methylation. The record is from RefSeq and is a predicted model, not a curated record. Gene Ontology annotation, molecular function: protein-lysine N-methyltransferase activity. Gene Ontology annotation, cellular component: cytosol; cytoplasm. NCBI's taxonomy places the organism in Eukaryota, Metazoa, Chordata, Actinopteri, Semionotiformes, Lepisosteidae.